AUGUCCAACCUCCCCUCAGAGCCCGAGUUUGAGCAGGCCUACAAGGAGCUUUCCUCAACGCUGGAGAAUUCGUCGCUCUUCGAGCAGAAUCCAGAAUACAGGAAAGCGCUGAAGGUUGCCGCAAUCCCGGAGAGGAUCAUUCAAUUCCGUGUCGCCUGGGAAGAUGAUAAGGGCGAGCUCCAAGUCAAUCGUGGCUACCGCGUCCAAUUCAACUCCGCUCUAGGCCCCUACAAAGGUGGUCUCCGGUUCCACCCCACUGUGAACCUCUCGGUCUUGAAGUUUUUGGGCUUCGAGCAGAUUUUCAAGAAUGCGUUGACUGGCUUGAACAUGGGAGGUGGCAAGGGUGGCGCGGAUUUUGAUCCCAAGGGCAAGUCAGAAAACGAGAUUCGACGGUUUUGCCAGGCUUUUAUGUCUGAGCUGGGGAAACACAUCGGCGCGGACACAGAUGUUCCCGCUGGUGACAUCGGUGUUGGCUCAAGAGAAGUCGGCUAUAUGUUCGGACAGUACAAGAAACAGACAAAACUGUGGGAGGGCAUUCUCACUGGAAAAGGAGGCAACUGGGGCGGCUCUCUGAUUCGACCUGAAGCGACCGGCUACGGACUUGUCUAUUAUGUCGACCAUAUGAUUAAAUACGCCUCCGGUGGCGCCGAGUCCUUCUCUGGCAAGAAGGUGGCCAUCUCGGGCUCUGGCAAUGUCGCCCAAUUCGCCGCUCUCAAAGUGAUCGAACUCGGCGGCACGGUCCUCUCUCUCAGCGACAGUAAGGGCUCCAUCAUUGCGACAAGCGACAAGGGCAUCGACGGAGAGCUGAUCGAAGCCAUUGCGAAGCUCAAGCUGGACCGGAAAGCACUGUCCGAGGCUGCCAGUACAUCCGCAUUCAGCGACAAGGUGAAAUACAUGGACGGAGUGCGGCCCUGGCUGCAUGUUGGCAACGUAGAUGUUGCUCUACCAUCGGCUACGCAGAACGAAGUCUCUAAGGAAGAAGCUGAAGGCCUGAUCAAGGCUGGAUGCAAAUACAUCGCGGAAGGAAGCAACAUGGGCUGCACUCAAGAGGCGAUCGAUACCUUCGAGUCUGCACGAGACAGCAAGAGCGAGAAGUGGAUCUGGUACGCGCCUGGUAAGGCCGCGAACGCGGGCGGCGUGGCCGUGUCAGGUCUGGAGAUGGCCCAAAACUCGGCACGCAUCAAGUGGACGGCGGAGGAGGUGGACGAGAAGCUGAAGCAGAUCAUGGAGAACUGUUUCGAGAAUUGCUUACAGACCGCAAAGACGUAUGUUACGCCCAAGGAGGGUGAGUUCCCCAGCUUGGUCGCUGGUGGCAACAUUGCUGGCUUCAGCAAGGUUGCGGCUGCCAUGAAAGACCAGGGUGACUGGUGGUAG
Molecule: messenger RNA, 1374 nt
Organism: Cladophialophora yegresii CBS 114405
Lineage: Eukaryota; Fungi; Ascomycota; Eurotiomycetes; Chaetothyriales; Herpotrichiellaceae
Product: NADP-specific glutamate dehydrogenase
Exons: 4
Coding region: 1-1374 (457 amino acids)
Cellular component (GO): cytosol
Molecular function (GO): L-glutamate dehydrogenase (NADP+) activity
Source: RefSeq, a predicted model, not a curated record